AUGAAUCUUAGUCAACACCAGGGCUUGAGCCUUCCUUUUACUAUGAUGAUUCCUAGUGCUCACCACAACAAUGGCCAAACAUGGACGAGCCAAGAAGAUGAUGGUGAUGGUCACAACAAAUCCAAGAAAAACUCUCCUUGGGGACGUGUGAAAUGGAUGGAUAAGAUGGUGAAGCUGAUGAUAACUGCUCUUUCUUACAUCGACGAAGACGAUAAUAAACAUGCAAGGAAAGGUAAGUGGAGAGCAGUUUCUAAGGUCAUGGAAGAAAGGGGUUACCAUGCCUCGCCGCAGCAAUGUGAGGAUAAGUUCAAUGAUCUUAAUAGACGUUACAAGAAGCUUAAUGAGAUGCUUGGUAGAGGAACUUCUUGUGAUGUCGUUGAGAAUCCUGCGCUCUUGGAUAAGAUUGAUUACUUGGAUGAGAAAGAGAAAAACGAAGUUAGGAAGAUCAUGCGCUCAAAAAAUCUUUUCUAUGAAGAGAUGUGCUCGUACCGUAAUGGAAACAGAUUGCAUUUGCCUCAUGACCCUGCGUUACAACGUUCCCUUCACUUGACGCUCAGAUUCCAUGAUGAUGGAGAUGACUGUGAUGAACUUCAUCGUGGAGCCUCCUUAGGUGGUUCAUUGAAGAGAUUAAGACAAAGUCAGAGCCAUGAAGGUAAGUGCUAUGCACCACACUUGCCUCUUUCUCAGGCUGAUGUGAAUCAACCGAUGUCUUUAGAGAAUGGGCAAGCUGCUAGCUUACAGAAGCAUUGUAUUGAGUCUAAGUAUUUGGAGUUGGAAGAACGCAAGCUCCAGAUUCAAGCUGAGUUGAUGGAGCUCGAGAGACAAAGAAUCAAGUGGGAGAGGUUUAGUCAGAAAAGAGACCAAAAGCUCCAAAGAAUGAGGAUGGAAAAUGAAAUUAUGAAACUUGAGAAUGAAAAGAUGAAAUUGGAAUUGAGAGGAAUUGAAUUAGGUGCUAGAUUCUGAUCAAGAACCUGGAGAUUAGACAUUCUGAUUAAAGAAAGUAAUUAUGACCUAUGUGGGUACAUCAAGAAGUGGUAACAAUUAUAUAUCAGUAUCUAAAUGUUUGCUUAACUUACCAUUAGGCAUUAUUUAUUGUAAUAAAGCUAAGAGUUGAAAAGUUUGAGUUAAAGAUUGUUAGAAUCUUUGCUCAUGUGAUAUUCUUGGUUUAUCUUGUUCCAUAUUUAGGAAGUGGUUGGGUUCUCAAUGCUUUUAGCCUUUUAGUUAUGUCAUGCAUGUAAGUAUCAGUGAGUCAGUGAAAGGGACAAGAAGAGAGAGUAACUUUGUGAA
Molecule: messenger RNA, 1287 nt
Organism: Eruca vesicaria subsp. sativa (arugula)
Lineage: Eukaryota; Viridiplantae; Streptophyta; Magnoliopsida; Brassicales; Brassicaceae
Source: the annotation of a GenBank genome assembly